Molecule: messenger RNA, 562 nt
Organism: Anoplophora glabripennis (Asian longhorned beetle)
Lineage: Eukaryota; Metazoa; Arthropoda; Insecta; Coleoptera; Cerambycidae
Exons: 2
Coding region: 84-413 (109 amino acids)
Source: RefSeq, a predicted model, not a curated record
UUUGGGCCGGUCAUAUAUAGUGGCGGUCCCGCUGGCUCCUUUGGAAGUCCGAAGACAGCUUUAUAGCCGCGAUUUCGGUGAGCAUGGUGACCGGGGCGCUGCUGGUGGUCGCCCUCGCGGUGGCCCCCAUCGCAUGGGCUGCUCCCAUUUUCGAUUUGGGACUCUGCGGAAGCUGGUGGGAUUACUGCGACGAUGAAGAUGAUUCAAAAGAGAGUUCGGGCUCUCCUUCAAGUGCUGGAAUUGCCAUUCAUAACGCCGUGGUGGUAAAUGUCAGCGGAAACAUAGGAACACCAGGAAAUGGGGCCCCUGGAAACGGGGCUCCCGGAAAUGGGACUCCUGGGAAUGGCGCAAUGAGUAGCAACAUGCCAGCAGGUACAACGAUGGCGGCAAUGACGACAAUGGCAAGCGGUUAGAUCUGCAUAACGCUCCGUGGAACGCCUAUUAACAGCAUCUAUAUAUUUUUUAGUAAAAAAUAAAUUAACAACUUUAUAAGAUGUAUCUAACAACGUUUUGAACAAUUUCAGAAAUAUUAAUGUAUAAAAUAGGACAGAGGCACUUUAGG